CCGGCACAAAAAUUGCUUUCCUUUAGGCUUCCGCCCUUUGCCUGCCCAUGUGUGAGAAGCAGGUUGCUGCGAUGAACGGGACUCCGGAGGGCCAUCUGGCUUUGAGCCAGCAGGAAAAACUAGUGGAUUUGACAAACAACCACCCCUUGAGUACCAGUGAAGAUGAGGGGGACAGUGAUGGAGAGAGAAAGCAUCAAAAGCUUCUGGAAUCAAUCAGUUCCCUUAAUGGAAAGAAUAGGUGGAAAUUGGCUGAGCGAUCUGAAGCUAGUUUGAAGGUGUCAGAGUUCAACGUCAGUUCUGAAGGUUCAGGAGAAAAGCUGAUCCUUUCAGAUCUGCUUGAACCUGCUAAAACUUCAUCCUCAUUGGCUGCUGUGAAAAAGCAACUGAAUAGAGUCAAAUCAAAGAAGACUUUGGAAUUACCCCUUAACAAAAAAGAGGUUGAACGGAUCCACAGAGAAGUAGCAUUCAGUAAAACCUCACAAACCCUCUCCAAAUGGGAUCCUAUUGUUCUAAAGAACCGGCAAGCAGAGCAGUUGGUUUUUCCAAUGGAGAAGGAGCCAUCAGCCUUUGCUCCCAUGGAGCAUGUGUUUGGUGGCUGGAAGGCAACAACCCUCCUGGAACAAGAAGUUUUUAAACUCCUCCACAAGAAUAAGCAGCCACUGACAGACCCUUUACUGACUCCUGUGGAAAAAGCUUCCUUCAAAGCCAUGAGCCUGGAAGAGGCUAAGAUACGCCGAGCAGAGCUUCAGAGGGCCCGAGCUCUGCAGUCCUACUAUGAGGCCAAGGCUCGAAGACAGAAGAAAAUCAAAAGUAAAAAAUAUCACAAAAUUGUAAAGAAAGGAAAGGCCAAGAAAGCCCUAAAAGAGUUUGAGCAGCUAAGGAAGGUCAAUCCAAGUGCUGCAUUAGAAGAACUGGAAAAAAUUGAAAAGGCCAGAAUGAUGGAGCGAAUGAGCCUUAAACACCAGAACAGUGGGAAAUGGGCCAAGUCAAAGGCAAUUAUGGCCAAAUACGACCUGGAGGCUCGCCAAGCUAUGCAAGAACAGUUGGCUAAGAACAAAGAACUGACACAGAAACUCCAGGUAGUUUCAGAGAGUGAGGAAGAGGAAGGAGGCACAGAAGAGGAAGAAUCCCUUGUCCCCGAUGUAGUGAAUGAAGUACAGAUGAAUGGGGAUGUACCAAAUCCCUGGAUGUUCAGGAGGUGCAAUGGUGAUGCAAAGGAGAGUGAAAUCCAGAUGGACCCUGAACAGCUGCCUGAGCCUGUGGCCCAUGAGUUUUCUGAAAGUGAGGAAGAUGAAAGACCAGAGGCAGAGGAAGAAAUUUUAUUGAAAGAAUUUGAGGAAAGGCGAUCCCUCAGAAAAAGAUCUGAGCUCAACCACAAUGCUGACCCAAUAGGCAGCCAAGAAACAAAAG
Molecule: messenger RNA, 1410 nt
Organism: Castor canadensis (American beaver)
Lineage: Eukaryota; Metazoa; Chordata; Mammalia; Rodentia; Castoridae
Source: RefSeq, a predicted model, not a curated record